Messenger RNA from Clavispora lusitaniae ATCC 42720, 909 nucleotides. Its product is annotated as mitochondrial 54S ribosomal protein uL29m. Gene Ontology annotation, cellular component: mitochondrial large ribosomal subunit; mitochondrial ribosome. NCBI's taxonomy places the organism in Eukaryota, Fungi, Ascomycota, Pichiomycetes, Serinales, Metschnikowiaceae. Gene Ontology annotation, biological process: mitochondrial translation. The record is from RefSeq and is a predicted model, not a curated record. Gene Ontology annotation, molecular function: structural constituent of ribosome.
AUGUCUAUGAGAAGCUUCCAGAGAGGUUUCCAGCAGGCGGCCCGGAACUUGGAGAGAACUAAGCCUCUUCGGUUCAGAGACUUUAAGUCUAUCAAGUUACGGCCUCCAAUUGUUCCCACACACAAGAACUUCGAUGUCUCUCCUGACCAUCCUUUGUGGGCUUUUUUUCCAGAUGGAAGCAACUCAGACACCUGUUUCAGAACACCAGAUCAAUUACCAUCUGAUUCACGUGCGUGGACGAUGUCUGAAUUGCGCAGAAAAUCCUUUGAUGACUUGCACAAGAUCUGGUACUUAACCUUAAAGGAGAGAAACGUGUUAGCCAGAGAGGUUAGGUUGGCACAAUCCAUUGACUUUAUGAAUACAUCGAGAUACGAUGAGAUUGACAACAAGUUGAAGUUGACCCAAAAGAGAAUCAAACAAACUCUAUUAGAGAGGCAGGUUGCAUACGAAAGAGUGCAGCUUUUCACCAGUGAACAAGAGCAAUACUUGGGAAACUUUGAGCAAGCCUAUGUCGCUGCAGAGGAACAUGAGAUUGGUGACAUGAAUGAAAAACUUGUUCGUUUGCAGUACGCUUUCUUUGGUAUCGAACCCAACCUUUCGGAGAUGGAUUUGGAGGAAGACAUCACGGUCAAAUUUGUCGAGGGUGUUGCAUAUGUCGCCAACUUGAAGGCACAGAGAUUUACGAGGCUCAGUCAAGGUGGUUUGGAGUUGCCUUUGAACGGCAUUAUGGAGCAACUUCCUUUCUUGUUGCGUGAUGUGGAAACUGCUGUGGAGGAAGUCAACACUUUAAGGGAGACUGGCCAGAGCAAACAACUCGACAAGAUUGACAUCUUCCCAUUCUUGAGGAAUGCUUUACAAGCAGCGAAAGAUGCUGAUCUGGCUUCAGCUACACCGGAGCAGGUUCUUUGA